AUGUUUCUCCCAGAUCGAAAUAAGCGCAGGACUAAUAUCGGCCUCGAUCAGCACCACUCCUCUCUUAAAUCAAGUGAAUGGGUGAAUGGCACAUUGAUCGACCUGCUGCCAGGCGUGAAGCAUAACCUCCCCAUCGAGCCUCGUCUCGCAGGAAUCGAACGAGUUGCAACUUCCUCCACACCCAUCUCUGUCGCAGAACGCGACGCUGGUUGUAUCCAUAAGGCAGACGGUGUCGAGAGCGUUGAGACAGGCGUGAUUUCUAUCGUAAAUCGUGCAGGCGCCGCUGCCGACGCUCUCCCUUGUAUCGAGGGUAUUACGCCCGGGGAGAGACCUUUCGGCGGCGCCAAUGAAGGUGAGGUCCGCAUCCGUAGUGCGGAGCCACUUGUAGAACUCUACAUCGCUGACAACGGAUGCCCCUACAUCUCUACUCUUCAGAAAUUCUGA
Molecule: messenger RNA, 444 nt
Organism: Pleurotus ostreatus (oyster mushroom)
Lineage: Eukaryota; Fungi; Basidiomycota; Agaricomycetes; Agaricales; Pleurotaceae
Exons: 2
Coding region: 1-444 (147 amino acids)
Source: RefSeq, a predicted model, not a curated record